This is a messenger RNA of Helicoverpa zea (corn earworm), 997 nucleotides long. RefSeq lists its product as uncharacterized. The transcript is spliced from 2 exons. NCBI's taxonomy places the organism in Eukaryota, Metazoa, Arthropoda, Insecta, Lepidoptera, Noctuidae. The record is from RefSeq and is a predicted model, not a curated record. The coding region runs from base 175 to 708 and encodes 177 amino acids.
AUUGACACUUAGCUGAGUUCACAAUACAGCAGUGUUUUGACGAAUUUCGACUAAUUUUGGUCAUAAUUUAACUAAAAAACGUAAAUAAGUGUAUUAUUAAAUACGUAAAUAAGUGUAUUAUUAACAAUAUCAAAUAAUAAUUCGACUGAAAAUACGUAAGAACGUGGUUUAAAAAUGGAUUUAAAAGCCCGACCUUGUUUUCUAUGCAACAAAAAAGUUUACACGUUAAAAUUCACAAACGACAAAUUAAAAAUAUGUAGAAAAGUGCUGGCUGCAAGGAAGAAGUCAAAUUUGAAUUUCAAGGAUAUUGUUUUGCCAAAAAACUCUCAGUUAAACAUAGGUUAUCAUCAAAAAUGUUAUAACAGAUUUCAAAUCGUACAGAAACACAAUGAAAUUACUUCGUCCAUCAUUGAGGAAGAACAGGCACCUACAAGAAAAAUAUUACGGAGCACAUCAACCAUAAAAGACAAAAAACUACUAGAAAUUGCUCUACCAAACCAAGAAAUAAACAUGAUUGCCAGAAUCAAACAAAAAUUAGACCCUAUCGGUACUUGUCAGGUAGAAUUUCAAAUACCUAGUCAAUCGUACGAAGACGAAAUCGGUGAUAUCAAACCGGAUAUAUCUGAAGGGUCUAUUUUAAAAGCUAUAUUGACCAGAAAAAUGCCCGUUAGAAAAGUUAUGAUGACUAAUUUUGAAGCAUGUAUUUAGUAUUAAAUAUAUUUUGUUUCGUAUAUUAUAUAUUUUGGUCAAAGAAUCAGCAUUGCCAUUCAAUGUGGUUUUGUUAACAGUUGAUAGAAAUGUGGAUAAAUUAAAAAAUAUAUAUUUAGAAUAAUUUGAAUGUAUGUUUUUUUUGCAUUUUGUAAAUAUGUAUUGUAAACUGUGUAAAUUAAUAUUAAAACUGUCAUUUGUGUGCAGUAUUGUAUUUUGAAUGAAUAUCUAGAGAAUUUACUCCUGAAAAUAACACAGAAAAUAAAUAAUUUUUUGACUACUCACCAAA